Penaeus monodon (black tiger shrimp) is the source of this 1616-nucleotide messenger RNA. Its product is annotated as homeobox protein slou-like. The record is from RefSeq and is a predicted model, not a curated record. The transcript has 2 exons. NCBI's taxonomy places the organism in Eukaryota, Metazoa, Arthropoda, Malacostraca, Decapoda, Penaeidae. Bases 237 to 1616 code for a protein of 459 amino acids. Gene Ontology annotation, biological process: cell differentiation; regulation of transcription by RNA polymerase II. Gene Ontology annotation, molecular function: RNA polymerase II cis-regulatory region sequence-specific DNA binding; DNA-binding transcription factor activity, RNA polymerase II-specific. Gene Ontology annotation, cellular component: nucleus.
UCAAGGGAGAUGUCAAGAUGCCUGGAGAAGCAACACACAGACGUUACAUUGACUUAUCGGAGAGAAGUCGGUACUCUGUGUGUCGAAAGUCGGGCCGAGUGAGCGAGGUAUUAUCGGCGAAUUGCUGUUGAUCUGACCUUUAUACACUAGAAAGAAUGACAUUAGCCUGAGGAGAGAGAAAAAUAAAUAAACCAAAGUGAUCACAAACCCCGAGAUCCAAGGAAGACGGCAGAACGAUGAAAAAUCGGACGGACGAAGGCUCCGUCAAGCGUUCGAAUCCCUGCGAUGACUUCCGCCGCCGCAAGCUGCCGCGCUUCGACUACGAGGAGGCGAUGGACACCUUCGAGGGUGGCCAGGGCGAGCUGCCCGAGGCGGCGCUGGCGCUCGAGCACUUCUCGGGCGUGAGCCUCCCGCCCGGCGAGGGAGACUGCCCCAAGAGCGGCCAGGACGCGGUCGGCCUCCCGGGCCACGCGCGCCCCGUCCUCAAAAUCCCCUCCACGCUGAAAUGCCUCGCGACCUUCGACCUCCCGGGCAAGGCCGACCUGCAUCAGCUCCUCACCAACAACCUGGCGCAGCAUCUCGCGGUGCAGAACGAGAAGCUGAAGAACAACCUGCUGUUCGGCCACGGCGCGCACCCGACGCACCUUCACCCGCACCACCUCCACCACAGCCCCCUGGGCGCCCCGCCCCCCUCGUCCUCCGCCGUGCCCAACCCCCCGGGAUGCAGGGACGCCGCCCCCCGCGACCCACAGGACGCCCUGGAGGUCAAGAGAGAGGCGGACGCCAAGGAGGAAUCAGCGAGGAGAGAGUCCGGGGACGUCGUCGACGUGAAGAUGGAGAAUCCCGACGAAGUGAGGAGAAGGCGAGAGUCGGGCGAGGGAGAGGAGAAGGGAGAGGACGAGGACGGCGAGGAGGGAGAGGCGGCGGACGAGGGCGAGCAGCAGGAGGAGAGGAGAGACGACGAGGGGAACACCGCCCCCCGCGUGACCCCGUUCUCCGUCAUGGACAUCCUCGACCCGCACAAGUUCACCGGGAGGUCGAGCGAGGACGACCUGCACGACUCCUUCUCCGACCGGCCGGACGACGAGGACGACAACGCCUACAUCUCAGUUUGCUCAGAUUCCGGCGACGAGGCAGACGGGCCCGAGGGCGAGGGCGUGGGCGGCGCGAAGGAGGACGGGUCUUCCGGAGGGCAGCGGCGCGGCGGCGGCGGGGGCGGCGGCGGUGCCUCGGGGGGCGCGGGGGCCGGAGGGAAGCCCCGGCGGGCGCGCACGGCCUUCACCUACGAGCAGCUGGUGUCCCUGGAAAACAAGUUCAAGCAGACGCGGUACCUGAGCGUGUGCGAGCGCCUGAACCUCGCCCUGGCGCUGAACCUGACGGAGACGCAGGUCAAGAUCUGGUUCCAGAACCGCCGCACCAAGUGGAAGAAGCAGAACCCGGGCUGCGACGUCAACACGCCCACGCAGCCGCCCAGCCCGCCCAUCUCGACGUACCCAGGAGGACUGCUGCCCCCUCCCCCGCCUCCUCUGCUCUGCCCCGCCCCCCUCUCCUACCGGGGCCCCCUCCCCCACCACACGCCCCUCGCGGCACUCUACCUGCAUCACCUGGCACGCUGA